Messenger RNA from Lichtheimia ornata, 534 nucleotides. Its product is annotated as ribosomal protein S10. The record is from RefSeq and is a predicted model, not a curated record. The transcript has 4 exons. Lineage: Eukaryota; Fungi; Mucoromycota; Mucoromycetes; Mucorales; Lichtheimiaceae. The coding region runs from base 1 to 534 and encodes 177 amino acids. Gene Ontology annotation, cellular component: small ribosomal subunit; ribosome; mitochondrion. Gene Ontology annotation, molecular function: structural constituent of ribosome. Gene Ontology annotation, biological process: translation.
AUGUUUUCGUUACGACCAGCAGCACGAUCGGCCUCCCAACUCAGCAUUGCAAGCCGUAUCCAAGUGAGAUCUUUCUCGAAUGCGCUUGUUAGAAACAAGGAAGCCGAGCCCCUCGACUUGACACCUCCCGAAGUUAGCAAGUUGUCUGCUGAGGCAUUUGAAGCACCUCAACGUCUUCCAGCAACUCACGGCAUUACUGUUUGUAACCUUCAUAUGCGUGGUUACCUUCCUCAGCAACUCGAUUUCUAUUGUGAUUUUGCUCAACGUGCAGCUUAUCACCUUGGCAUGCCUUGCUCUGGUAUUGUUCGUUUGCCCACUCAAACAUCCCACUGGACUGUCAUCCGUUCUCCUUUUGUCCACAAAAAGUCGCAAGAAAACUUUGAGCGUAAGACACACAAGCGAUUGUUGCAGAUCAAGGAUACCCAUCCCGAUGUUGUUCAACGAUGGCUACAAUAUUUGACUAUGAAUGCACCUGCUGGUAUUGGUUUACGUGCCACUACAUGGGAAUUUGAAUCACCCAAGGAUAAGCAAUAG